Molecule: messenger RNA, 978 nt
Organism: Pseudopipra pipra
Lineage: Eukaryota; Metazoa; Chordata; Aves; Passeriformes; Pipridae
Product: class II histocompatibility antigen, B-L beta chain-like
Exons: 5
Coding region: 196-978 (260 amino acids)
Biological process (GO): antigen processing and presentation; immune response
Cellular component (GO): membrane; MHC class II protein complex
Source: RefSeq, a predicted model, not a curated record
UCAGCCAAUCCCAAAGCGCCCACGCCGCCCGCGCCCAAUCCCAGCGCGCCGCGCUGAUGACUCAUCAGUCGCCGGGAAGACGCCUCGAAAAAAGGGCCCCAACUGCGCCCUCAGCCAAGCCCAGCGCGCCCCAAACCCCCCAAAACGGCGCCGCCCGGCUGGUUUGGGGCUGUCAGCAGCUGUCCGGCGCUGGGCAUGGAGCGUGUGCGGGGAGCUGGGGCCGUGCUGGCGGUGCUGGUGGUGCUGGGAGCCCCCCCGGCUGCGGGCGAGGAGCUGUCGGGGGUGUUCCAGCACAUGGCAAAGUGCGAGUGUUACUUCAUCAACGGCACCGAGCAGGUGAGGUUUGUGCAGAGGUUCGUCUACAACCGGGAGCAGUUCAUGCACUUUGACAGCGAUGUGGGGGUGUUUGUGGGGGACACCCCGUAUGGGGAGAUCCUGGCCAGGUGCGGGAACUGGAACCAAGGAUGGAUGGAGUACAUAGGGGGUAGGGUGGACAGGCACUGCCGGCACAACUACAAGCUGUUCAGCUCGUUCAGCGUGGAGAGGAGAGUGCCCCCCAGCGUGUCCAUCUCGCUGGUGCCGUCGAGCUCCCAGCCCGGCCCCGGCCACCUGCUCUGCUCCGUGAUGGAUUUCUACCCUGCGCCGGUGCAGGUGAGGUGGUUCCAGGAUGGGCAGGAGCUGCCGGAGCACGUGGUGGCCACCGACGUGGUCCCCAACGGGGACUGGACCUACCAGGUGCUGGUGCUGCUGGAAAUCCCCCCCCGGCGCGGGGUCACCUACAGCUGCCAGGUGGAGCACGUCAGCCUGGAGCACCCCCUGAGCCGGCACUGGGGUACGGCCCGGACCCCACAGCACCGGGGGGAGAUGCCACCGGACACCGUCCGCAGCAAGAUCCUGGUGGGGGUCGGGGGCUUCGUCUUGGGCUUGGUCUUCCUGGCGCUGGGGCUCGGCUUCUACCUGCUGGAGAAGAGCUCCUGA